Messenger RNA from Toxoplasma gondii ME49, 594 nucleotides. It is a transcript of the gene SRS48E, whose product is annotated as SAG-related sequence SRS48E. Bases 1 to 594 code for a protein of 197 amino acids. Gene Ontology annotation, cellular component: membrane. The record is from RefSeq and is a predicted model, not a curated record. The transcript has a single exon. Lineage: Eukaryota; Apicomplexa; Conoidasida; Eucoccidiorida; Sarcocystidae.
AUGGCGGGCAGAGUCUCUGGAGCUGUUUGUGGCGUGAAGGCUCUUCGAUCAGCGGUUCGCGCUGCAGUGGUCAUCGGCCUGUUCUGCUUGUCACGAAUUGGAAUGGCAAAGGAGGAAAUAGGUGACGUUGUUAUGUGUUCAGAAGGUAAAAAUCAAACAGUGGUAUCUGUCUCGCUCAAAAAAGAUAACGACUCAAUCCAAUUUGCAUGCCCAAAAGACUCGGCUGUGUUUCCCGGUAUCACAGUCGACUCGCAGCAGUUCUGUAAGGACUCGUGGUGCAGCGCUCAGGCCACUAUGGGCGACGCUGUAAGUAUCAAACUCUCUAAGAAUACGGAGGAGAAAGAUGAAGAGAAAAAACCAAAUCUAGAGGAGUUGAAUAUCUACACGGUGACAUUGAACAAACAAAGCUUAACAUCAUCAACACUGUACUUCCAGUGCAGGCCAGAGAAAAAGCCAGUCGAGGCGCGGGUCGACACCCCAGGAGGGAAGUUCGAUACGGAUACGAAGUGUGUGAUUCAAGUCGCCGCCUACGGUUCGAAGCCUGCCGCGGAGGCAGCAACAGAGAGUGAGUCUUGUGACACAAUUCCUGGGUAG